AUGGACGAAGAAGCGGUAGAAUUGGAUUGGACUAAAAGGGUUAAUAUCAUUAAAGGUGUAGCCCAGGCUCUAGCUUACUUGCACCAUGACUGCUCACCCCCAAUCAUUCAUCGAGACAUAUCAAGCAACAAUAUUUUGUUGGAUUUAGACUUUGAGCCUCAUGUCUCAGAUUUCAGCAUUAGUAGAUUUCUAAAGCUUGAUUCAUCUCAUUGGACAACUCUUGCAGGAACAUAUGGAUAUUUUGCACCAGAACUUGCUUACACAAUGAGGGUGACUGAAAAAUGUGAUGCCUAUAGCUUUGGUGUGUUAACAUUUGAAGUGAUGAUGGGAAAGCAUCCAGGAGAACUAAUCCCCACUUUGUCAUCAUUAUCCUUUUCAUUGCCAUUUGUUGAACAAAACAUACUAUUGAAGGAUAUAAUUGACCAGCGCAUCUCACCCCCCAUAAAUCAAGUUGCUGAGAAAUUGGCUUCGAUUAUGAAGUUGGCAUCUUCUUGUUUGCAUGCAAAUCCACAAUCUCGGCCAACCAUGCAACAUGUGUCAAGAGCUAUCAAUUUGCAGUGUUUCCCAAAGCAACUCUACACAUUGAAUCUUGAGAUGUGAAUUUAGUCAAAGAGAUGAAGAAUUUGUGUUGUUUAAGCCCGUUCACCCUUUUCCUUCUUGUGUGCCUAGUAUGUUGUGAAGAAGGCGGUUUGUUUGUCAUGCAUUUUAAACACAUUAUUGUGAAAAUUCC
Messenger RNA from Telopea speciosissima, 730 nucleotides. Its product is annotated as MDIS1-interacting receptor like kinase 2-like. The transcript is spliced from 2 exons. The record is from RefSeq and is a predicted model, not a curated record. The coding region runs from base 1 to 600 and encodes 199 amino acids. Lineage: Eukaryota; Viridiplantae; Streptophyta; Magnoliopsida; Proteales; Proteaceae. Gene Ontology annotation, biological process: protein phosphorylation. Gene Ontology annotation, molecular function: ATP binding; protein kinase activity.